This is a messenger RNA of Phlebotomus argentipes, 1682 nucleotides long. RefSeq lists its product as uncharacterized. The transcript is spliced from 7 exons. The record is from RefSeq and is a predicted model, not a curated record. NCBI's taxonomy places the organism in Eukaryota, Metazoa, Arthropoda, Insecta, Diptera, Psychodidae. The coding region runs from base 144 to 1136 and encodes 330 amino acids.
GCCCACCCACGCCAGGGCCGCCCACCCUCCCAAAUAAUAUUCCGCUCCUUCGCCGCCCGUGAGGCAAGAGCCGGGGUGUGUGCUCAAAUCAACCCGGCAUAUGUGCAUAUAUUGGAGGACGAUAGUGUAAAGCGACGUGAAAUAUGUGGCACCCAAGGGUUGUGGAUUUACAAUCCUCAAUUCUCUGUUUGCUGAUAGCUGCAGAAGUUGGAGUGGCUCUGCGAGAUGUUCGUGUCACAAUUCCAGUGGCAGUCAAGAAGGGCGAUAACGCUAAUCUAAUAUGUAAUUACGAUAUGGAAGGCGAUAUAUUAUAUUCAGUGAAAUGGUAUAAAGGCCGUCGUGAAUUUUAUCGAUACACCCCGAAGGAGAAUCCAGCAAUGAAAAUAUUCCCACAACCCGGAAUAUCAGUGGAACGAACACUUUCCAACGAGAGCCAGGUUGUCCUAACUGCCGUAGAUACAACGAUGUCUGGAAAAUUCAGUUGUGAAGUAUCAGCAGAUGCUCCUUCCUUCCACACAAUAAUUGUUUCCGGCGACAUGGAGAUAGUAGAAUUACCAGAAAAAAGACCAUCAAUUAUGGGGAUACACUCGCGAUAUAGAGUGGGAGAUAUGUUGAGAGGAAAUUGCUCUUCACAUUUCUCAAAACCAGCGGCAAAUUUAACGUGGACGAUAAACGAACUCCCGGCGAGUCCGCUGUACACAACUGAAUAUAAAUUGAUCAAAGGUGUAAAUAGCAACUUGGAGUCAUCAGUAGUGGAAUUGCAUUUCACGAUUGCACCAAAUCAUUUUUUACGUGGGAAACUGAAGUUGAAAUGCUUUGCCAGUAUUCAUGACAUCUAUAGGGCGUAUGCCGACAAGAUAAUUGAGCAGGAGACUCCUCGGAUUUUAGCCACAGGAACUUCUGGACACAAUGCAAAUCUUUUCCAAAAUACGCCUUAUGAGUCGUCUUCCAAUUUAGAUGAGAGUAAUAGGGAGAAUCACAUCGAGAGCGAUGGCUUUGUCAAGCGCUAUCAAGCUGAUUUAUCAUCUUCUUCAACGAGUGCAUUCUUCAAGGUGACAAAAGCUGAGACUUACUUCUUCGGCAACAAAUGCUAUUAUUUGGUUAUACUAUCUUUGAUAAUGUGUGCAGGAGGUUGAUUCUAUCCAAGUCACUAGUGAUAAGGAUGCAAAUUGUAAAAAGAGAUUUUCAGUAUAAAAAAAAUUGCUUCUAUACAAAUGAGCUACAAUUUGAAAUAAAUUUGUAUAAAGACCUAUGAAAUGACAUAAGAUUAUGAGUAAAUGAUUGUAAAAAAUAAAGACGAAGUGAAAUCAAAAGAAGUGUAGUAAAGAGUAAAUGUAGAAUUGCAAUACAUGUUACUACAUAAUGAAAGACUUAAAAUGAAUUACAUUGUUUAGUUAAUGGGUAAUUAAGAUUAGAUGCAGUUGUAACCAUGAAAUAAAGUCAGACGACAGUUGUAGACUAGAUUAAUUGUUUUGUUAGGUGAUAAACCAAGGAAAUAUUAGAUGAAUUUCCCAAUGCAUUACAGAAAUAAAUGUCUAGUCAAUAAGUAAUGGCAAGUAAGAUCGAUUUUCAGUUUCACCGUAAUAGUGAUAGAUGACAGUGAAAUGAGAGAAUCUAAUAUUGCAUAAAAUAUGAGAAAAAAAACAAUGUAAGAUGAGAUCGAAUGUAUGUAAAGUGAAGAA